AUGUUGAGGAUGCAGACCUUGAUUCUCCUGCUUCUCUGCACUGGGAGCUUGGAUGCCUGGUUUUGGGUAUCCGUCACAGAGCCCCCAAAGGUGGUAACAACAGCGGAGACGACGCCAGCUGGGACGUCAAGUGCCACCACGACAGCCAAUGGCACAACAACGAAGAAGGAUGAGGAGGAGGAGGAUGACAACUUAUCUGGGGUUGGUGAGGAAAUCAUCAACGUGGCCACAGGAAUCCGUAAGUUUGUCGAGGCGUGGGAUGUGACCCCGACUGCCAGGACUACUACUACUAACGGAGGCCUGACACAGAAGGUGGAGAGCGCUAACCCUAACAUGACGGAGGAGAGCGGUAUCUCUUUGCUGCAGCUUAUCGGAGACCCUCCACCGGAUGAGAUCACCAGAGUCUACGGUCCGAGGGGGGAGCCCGCCUAUAUCUUCAAACCUGAGGCGGUGUCGGGCCAGCCGGCUGUGGCCCACGUCCCCAACCCUUUCCACCGCCACUUCUCCCUCCUCUUCCACAUCAAGCCCUCGACUCCCGCCGCCUCCGUCCUCUUCUCCAUCACCGACGGCCACCAGAAGCUCAUGUACAUCGGCGUCAAGCUCAGCGCGGUGCGGUCCGGCCGCCAGAAGGUGCAGUUCUUCUACACCGAGCCCGACUCCGAGGCUUCGUACGAGGCGGCCAGCUUCGACGUGCCCAGCCUGGUGGACACCUGGAGCCGCUUCUCGCUGGCUGUGUUCGAGGAGCAGGUGACCUUCUACCACGGCUGCGACUCUGAGCCGCAGGUGGUGAAGUUUGAACGCUCGCCGGAUCCCAUGGAGCUCGACGCUGGGGCGGGGAUCUUUGUGGGACAGGCAGGAGGAGCUGAUGCUGACAAGUUCCAGGGUGAGAUCGCGGAUCUGAAAGUGGUGGGAAACCCUCGGGCAGCGGAGCGUUUGUGUGAUGACGAAGACGACUCUGAUGCUGCGUCCGGUGACUUUGGCAGCGGUGAAGGCGACAGAAGACAAACGGGACACACUGUGAGGACCACGCCUGCUUCCCUCAGGCCCGUCCCUGAGCCGCCUCUGAUCUCCUCACAUGGAAACAGACUCAAAGACUCAGGCUCUGCUGGUGCUAAAGGAGACAAAGGUGACCGAGGAGCGAAGGGCUCAACGGGGGACACGGGCCCCGCAGGGCCGAAGGGAGACUCAGGCUCUGGCUCCUUUGGUUCCUCUUCUCAGGGUGGAGAACGAGGACAGAAGGGAGAAAAAGGUGUUAAGGGCAGUUCCGGCUUCGGCUACCCGGGAAAUAAAGGAGACCGUGGGGCUCAGGGGCCUGCCGGGCCUCCCGGUCCUCCCGGACCUGCAGCUGAGGUGGUCCGACUUGGGGAUGGCUCUGUGGUCCAGCAGGUGUCAGGACCCCACGGAUCGCCGGGACCACCAGGGGCAGAUGGAGCUCCAGGACCUGCAGGAGCUGAUGGAGAGCCUGGUGAUCCAGGAGAGGAUGGAAAAGCUGGUCCCGCCGGGCCAGCAGGUCCGCCAGGAAGUCCAGGAUUAUCUGGUUUAAAAGGCGAAAAGGGUGACCGUGGAGAGGGACAACCAGGACCCAGAGGACCCCCGGGCCUACCAGGACCUCCUGGACCCGGCACCGGUGACCACCCUACGUUUGUUGACAUGGAGGGCUCAGGAUACGCUGACUUGGACAAAAUCCGGGGUGUCCGUGGUCCUCCGGGCCCCCCAGGGCCCCCCGGCCCUCCAGGGACCUCAGUGGCUCUGGGAGCCAACGGUCCAGUAGCAUUCGGACCUCCUGGACCACCUGGACAGGAUGGAGUGCCCGGUCUACCCGGCCCUCCUGGUCCUCCUGGUAGACCCGGUUCACCAGGAGUUGGAGCGAAGGGUGACUCUGGUGAACUCGGUCUUCCAGGACCAUCUGGAGAAAAGCAAAACUCGCAAGACUCGGACUUUUUCACGGGCCUGUUUUCUUACUUUGCUCCAACCUCUACGGGUGCUCAUGGUGACACUGGAGUGGCAGGUACACCAGGGCAGACUGGGCUAGCCGGGCUCCCAGGUCCAAUGGGACCAGUUGGACCUCCAGGGCCUCCUGGGCCACCAGGGCCGCCGCACCGCUUCGGCCAUGUUAGCCACGAUGGAUUUGAGUCAAACAACGGCUCACCUGGACUUGCUGGCCCACCUGGACCUCAGGGUCCACCUGGUGUUGCAGGUCUGCCUGGUCAUUCAGGUUUGCCAGGUAGCCAUGGAGACAAAGGAUCAGAGGGACCAAGAGGACCUCCUGGGAUACCGGGUCUCGACGGGUUCCCAGGAAAGCCGGGUGAAAAGGGAGAUAGAGGACUGAAAGGAGACAUGGGUCUGCCAGGGAGAGACGGCGGGCAACCUGGCCCUCCAGGGCCUCCCGGACCUCCAGGACCAGCCAUCCAGUCGAGCGACUAUAAUGACGUAUAUUGGAACGGAGAGUGGCAGGGAGGAACUGGUACUCAAGGUCGAGCAGGAUUACCAGGGCCCUCUGGACCAAAAGGAGAAAAAGGAAGUUCAGGUCCUCCAGGAUAUGCACCUAAAGGGCAGAAAGGAGAGCCUGGUAUCAUCAUGGGGCCUGACGGGAGACCUCAGUACCUCAGUGGUCUGGCAGGAAAGCCGGGGGACAGUGGACCUCCUGGCCCUGAGGGACCUUCAGGUCCAACUGGUCCUGGCGGCCAGAAAGGAGAGAUUGGGUUCCCAGGAAGACCAGGGCGCCCGGGGCUGAACGGAGCCAGAGGAGAGAAGGGAGAUUCUGGCACUGGACUUGGAUCUGGUUACCCUGGUCCUCCUGGUCCACCGGGCCCACCUGGACCUCCCGGACCUUCUCUCUCCAGCGACAGAUCCAGAGGAUAUGACGACUACUCCAGAUAUUACCCAGCUGUUAAAGGAGAUAAAGGUGAUCGAGGACCAGCAGGGACACUUGACAUUCCAGGUGCCGGGUCAAAUUAUGACAUUUACACUCUAAGGAAUGAGUUGAAAGGUGAACCAGGCUACAAAGGAGAGAAAGGAGAACCAGGCGGAGGAUAUUAUGACCCCCGUUAUGGAGCAGGCGCAGGCGGAGUCCAAGGACCACCUGGACCUCCUGGCCCAAGAGGCGACUCCAUCAUUGGCCCUUCAGGCCCCCCGGGACCACCUGGUAACCCGGGAAUAGGCUACAAUGGGCCACCUGGACCACCAGGGCCACCUGGACCUCCUGGAGGAGGUACAUCUGGAUCUCACAGAGGCACACAGACUAUUAAUAUUCCUGGACCACCAGGACCACCUGGAGCACCUGGAAUACCUGGACACUCCUCAGGGGUGACAGUGUUGAGGUCUUACGACACCAUGACGGCCACGGCCAGAAGACAACCUGAGGGCACCCUGGUUUACAUCAUAGACCAAACAGAUCUCUACCUACGGGUCCGAGAUGGAGUCCGUCAAGUUCAGCUCGGGGGCUUCAUUGCUCUGCCCAUUGAGGAUGGGAAUGAGGUUGCAGCCGUGGAGCCGCCACCAGUCGUCCCGUACUCCCACGACCACCACCACAACACCGACAACUACGCACGCGACUCCCACAGACAACCUGAGAGUCCGGUCCACCCGGGGUCAGACCACCACCGGGAGACCCACCCAGACCACCAUCAUCCUGCACACCCAGAACCACAUCACCCUGCACACCCAGACCCGCAUCACCCAACACAACCUGACCCUCGAUACCCUGACCCCAGACAAUCUGAUCCCCGAUACCAACCGGACCCACGAUACCAGCCGGAUCCUCGGUUCCCAGCACCCACAGACCCCAGGUACCCAAGUUACACAGACCGGCUUAACCAACCAGACGGUAGGUUCGGUUUUGGCCAUACGGCCCAUGAACGCCCCACGUACCCGGACGGUCGCUACCCAGUCACCCCUCAGAGAAGACCACCUCCUCCUGUGCCCCAGAGUCCAGUCCACCAUCAUACCUCAGGUCCAGGGCUCCACCUCGUCGCCCUGAACAGCCCACAGACCGGAGCCAUGCGGGGCAUCCGCGGCGCAGACUUCCUGUGCUUCACUCAGGCUCAGGCCAUCGGGAUGAAGGGAACCUUCCGGGCCUUCCUGUCUGCCAGACUCCAGGACCUGCACAGCAUCGUCCGCAAGGCUGACAGGGACCGCAUGCCCAUCGUCAACCUGAAGGACGAGGUUCUGUUUGACAACUGGGACGCCAUCUUCAACGACGGCAGAAUGAAGGACAACGUGCCGAUUUACUCCUUCGACGGCAAAGACGUUCUCAGUGACAGCACAUGGCAGGAGAAGAUGAUGUGGCACGGGUCGACCGGCGCCGGGCAGGGCCACGUGGACGGCUUCUGCGAGGCGUGGCGUGUGGGCAACCACGCGCUCACCGGCAUGGCGUCGUCGCUGCAGAGCGGCAGCCUGCUCCAGCAGAGCUCCAGCAGCUGCUCCAGCUCCUACGUGGUGCUGUGUGUCGAGAACAGCUACGCCAGCCACGCCAAGAGAUAGAGACACACACACACACACACACUCACACACUUUUUUAUCCAUUGUAAAUAAGUGUUUUCCUCUGAAUAAUGAGUUUAUGUCUGUUAGCCCCUCGUAUAUGGUGCUAUAAGGGUGAUCCCACAUGUUGAACCUAAGUUAAGCUCAGGUGACGUACAGUCAUGGAAUAAUGCAUUGAUAAUGAUUUUGGUUAUUAUCAAGAAAACCAUGAAAAAUGUCUAGAUAUCAGCUCUUAAAUUAAACUCUUAUGAGCUAUUUUUGUUGUUAUCAUUAUAUUUGUCCAAACAAACUUACCUUUAAUUGUACCAGGCAUUAAAAUGAACAAGAAAUUGAAGAGAAAGGAUGAUCUAAUAACUUUUUCCAUGACUGUACACUAACACACCCUCCGGCAGCCAUAUUGGAAAAUCCUACUUUUAAAGGUGUGUUUCCAAAAGUGACAGCUGUAAACGGUUCAUUUAUUCACUGUUUGUGACUCGUCAGCUAGCAGCCGCUAUGAUGUUGAUAAGUUAGCAUUCUUGGUGCUAACGAGUAUAAUUGGAAUACACAAAAGUCACACACAUAAUUCUAUAAAAAGACAUUUGCUGUUAUAUUCUUGUUUCUCAGUCGUGCAACAGUGAUCGCACCAUGGCAAGGGGAAAAUAUUAAGAAUAAUAAUAUUUCCAGUAUGAUAAGUCACACAACAGCAAACCGUCGGGAGGGAUAAACCACUGUGAUCAUACAUAGAAAUUAUAUUUUUCAGUACCACAGAGAACUGAGGAACUCUGUGUUUCCUCUUCCUGUCUGCGUUUAACCAAAAGACCGCCAGCAAACCAAAUUUACAACACAAAAAAACUGUGUUAAUAAUGAUUUUAAUUGAGGUUUCCUGUGGUAUAAAUACCACAUAUACUCUGGAGUGAAAAACAGCGUAAUUGAAAUAGAGUAUUGGUGCGGUCAUUAACACAUUUCAGCAGAUAAACCCAAGUCAUUGUAUAUGAAUUGUAUGUCUUUUAACUUCUUUUCCUUCACACUGAUGUUAUCUGUAACCCACAGCACUUGAGUUAUAGCCUUUUCUAAAAUUUUGCGACUGUCUUACAUGGGAAGAUGUUUUCAAAUCGUAUUUUUAGCAGUAACAAAGGGAUAUUUAUUUUUUAUAAACCGUGCAUUUUCUAGUAUAAUGUGUGACGUGAAUGCUUUCACAAAGAAUAACAUUUCCAAUUAUAUCCAGCAAAUGUGCAAACCCGACACGAUGAUGUGUAGCGCUUACUGAAAACAGAUAAGAUGAUAUAAAGUUUGUGCACAUCAUAAGAUAGGAUUCAGCCAUAAAUGUUUGUCUAUGCACUGUUGCUUAUUAUUUGUUUUUACUUCUUAUUCAAGAACAGUGAAUGCACUGCAGCUAGCUUACAGUGGAGACGAUAAAAACACUGGGGUUUAACAUUAAAUAUCAUCAUUUAUUGGUUUUGGUCCAAAGGGGGGAAACUACAGUGACAUUUCCAUGUGCCAUAACAAAUGUUUGUAUUAUUAUCUGUUUUUGUCCUUGUGUGAGCAGCAUUUUAAAAUGCUGCAUAUCAUUGAAUAAACCUGUGUGGAAAAUGUGA
Messenger RNA from Centropristis striata (black sea bass), 6053 nucleotides. Its product is annotated as collagen alpha-1(XVIII) chain-like. The transcript has 43 exons. The record is from RefSeq and is a predicted model, not a curated record. Bases 1 to 4482 code for a protein of 1493 amino acids. Lineage: Eukaryota; Metazoa; Chordata; Actinopteri; Perciformes; Serranidae.